Linderina pennispora is the source of this 691-nucleotide messenger RNA. RefSeq lists its product as uncharacterized. The record is from RefSeq and is a predicted model, not a curated record. Lineage: Eukaryota; Fungi; Kickxellomycota; Kickxellomycetes; Kickxellales; Kickxellaceae. Bases 1 to 615 code for a protein of 204 amino acids. The transcript is spliced from 5 exons.
AUGUCUCAAUCCAUUCAGAAGGGCGGGUUCUGCCCCCAAUACCGGACGCUGAAAGGAUUGCAGCAGCCAAGGGGCUAUUCAAUGGCGCUCUUGUUGUCUGCGGCUGGUGGUACAAAGACUACCAACCAGUUCGUGCCAAAAAACCUUCCUCUGGCAACGUCCAUGUAUCUUGGCUCAACCAUAUGGUUUAUUGGCGACCUACAUGUAAACCGGAACGUUAGGCUCCUGGGAGCCUGCGUGGGUAUUUGGGUUCCCAAUUACGAUGUUUGUGCGUAUAUACACGCUGGAUCUCAUCUUCAUUCAGAAGAAGCCGGUUCGCGGCUGGCCAUUCUAUGCUCCAAUUGCCGGAUGGUCCCUCUGUGGAUUGGCCUGUUUGCUCAUUGGGCAAUUCCUACCGGAUGUGAGCAGCGAGCGUUUUGUACCCCAGAUCCAGCUGUGCAUUGGUAUUUCGGGUUUGCAGAAGGUUGGGAGACGCUAAUCAUUAUAUUAAUUGGAGUAACGGACGUCAUCCAGGCUACGAUUUUGAACUUGAGUGAUAACCUGUACAUCUUCAGUGCCAGAUCCCGUAUUAUGAGCACUGCAUACAACUCUGAGGUGGCUUUUACAGUUAUUUAGGUUACCCUUGCUGUACCUAUGUACAACGCAUUUUUCAACCACGAUAUAUAUUUGGAGGAGUGGCUCAAUAUGCUAG